Messenger RNA from Fomitopsis serialis, 4250 nucleotides. RefSeq lists its product as uncharacterized. Lineage: Eukaryota; Fungi; Basidiomycota; Agaricomycetes; Polyporales; Fomitopsidaceae. The record is from RefSeq and is a predicted model, not a curated record. Gene Ontology annotation, cellular component: axon; cation channel complex. Bases 204 to 4028 code for a protein of 1274 amino acids. The transcript has 14 exons. Gene Ontology annotation, molecular function: monoatomic cation channel activity. Gene Ontology annotation, biological process: monoatomic cation homeostasis.
CUGUCAUUUCUUGGGCCUCCUACGAACCAGACGAACCAGAUCAAGAGGACGUGUACCAAGAAGAGGAGGUCAGCAUCAGUUUUGACAAGCUGAGGGCUCUAUAUGCGCACGCGAAUGAAGCUUUGCGUGGCGGUAGCAAGCGAAGGACCACGGCAUUCGUGUCCCCAAGCCUCGGAAUUCAGCGGUCUGCCUCCUCCACCGAUAUGCCUUCCUCCGAUAUUCUUUCUGGCCGGCUAGAAUUAUUGGGGUCUUUGCAUGGGUCAUCCCUGAAAACCAUGUUUUCGCUGCUGGUUCUGGUGUCUGGGUUGCUAUCUCAAGAACACUACGCGCACCUGACAACGUUCCUUGCUAUGCAAUGUGCAGAGAAGGCCCCAGAUCAAAUUGUUCGAGUAAUCGAGCAUGAUUUGUCGCAUCAAGACCCGGAAGUCCGUCUAUCUGCGAUCAAGAAAGUGGAGGUGAUUGCAAGCUGGCGCUCCCACCUGCUAGCCUUGGAUGUCAUCCUCGACCGUACGUACCGACGCCCAUUCAAGGUGACACGGCCGCCGGUCCCAUUCGUACCGACCGACAUGGGUUCUAGUUUAUUUGUUCUGGAUGAAGACGUUUACGAAUUCAAGGACAACCACGGACAUGUCCUUCCUCUCGAACUUCGUAGGCGACUGGCUGAGAUCGGUUGGGACGAGGAGGACCGCACGAUAGAUCCUAAGACCCAAUGGAUCAAAACACCUAUGUCGCUGCUACCAAGUCUGCACCUGGAGUCCCUCGACGCACCAUUGGAUGAUAUGGCUUCAAUUGGUCGAUCCUCUAGUCCUGGUCCUAGCCCUGAUCCAUCUCCAACCGCCUCACCAUCGAAAGAGGGACCGCGCUUGAGACGGCAGUCCAGUGACAGUGGUACCCGGGGGUCCAAGCGGCGACCCAUCUUCGUUGCUACCACGGCUAGGAAUUUCAUCCUUGACCUCAUGCGAGACGACCCUUCAUUGCUUUCCCGUUCUCCUCAUCUCCGCCACUUCGUCGUUAUGGCCUUCUUACAUGCUCAACACUCACUUCCGCCGGCUAUGGCCCACCACCUGCUGAAUCACCUGGCUGGUUUCCUGAAGUCGUCCGCCAACCAGCAGGCUCGCGCCCAUCCUCUCCAAGGCUAUGCAUAUGCCAAGAUGUCGGUGCGCGAGCUGCGGCGAGCAAAGGCCGACACGUUUCUGCUGCCAUCAGGUGCACUUUGGUUUGCCCCAUCUGCUCCCGCCGGACCCAUGUUCCCGCGGGGGCCUGAUGCCAAUCAAGACCCAUUCGAAUCUUUGCCAAAACCUCUCGUUUGGAUUACGCUUAUCAGAACGGCACAGAACAUGCUGUUCUUGCGCAUGCUGGAGCGAGAUCCGCAGGCAUUGAAGCAUAUCAGGAAGAACCUGGUGAGACUUGAAUUGCCUUCACUUGAUGGUGACGGCCUUCCCGGAUCUCUUGCCUUCGCUUCUUUUUUACCUCACAAGAGCCGCACACGGAAACCCGUUAACGCAAUCCUCACUGCAUUGUCCCUGACGCUGGCUCGGAGCUACCUACUCCUAGUCGCCCAAAUAUUCUGGUCCAUGACACGGCAUUUGAAUGACCGGCAGGAGCUAGCUAUCCUCGUUGACGGCCUGAAUCGCGUGCUUCUUACGCAUGGAGAUGACAUUGGGAUCGUAGGGCAUGCUCUGCUAGCUUUCAUGUUGGCGAGCACGCGCUUCAAACGCAUGUUCAUCUCCGGCGGUGCGUACGCGCUUUUCAUGCCUGCAAUUAUCAAGACGUAUUGCGAGGCCGAGUACCAUCCGGGCAUACGCGCUGCAAUCGAGUAUGCUGUCAACCGCUUCUACGCGUUGCACCAAGAAUCCUUCGUCUUCCAGAGCUUCGACGUCGUGUCACGCAUGUUCAUGUCCCCCGAUAUGGACCAGCCAUGGCUAGCCAAACAGGUCUUCGCUCUGUUUUCUACGCUCAAGAACGGGACUGCACCUCUGGCUCCUGACGUCGCAGGCAUCUACGAUCUUACAAAGUUGCAGGAGCAGGAGAACCGGAUGGUCGCCGUCGCCGAAGAGGUACCUCAGACAUUCCUUGCUUCGCUCCGCAAAGGUGGUUCUGGGAAGCGACAGGUCACUCUAGUCCUUCCCGAAGACUACGAGUGGAAGAGACUGGGACUCGACAACCUCGUACGCCUGUUCCUGACGGUGAUUGCCCACAACCCUGCUAUCCAACGCGCGGAGCGCUUCAUGCGCUCUCUGCGACUACUGGCUCCUUAUCUCUACAACGCAUCGACUUCGUCUCGGACGGUCCUGCGUGACGGUAUUGACGCGCUUGGGGCCAUCCUUGUCAGCCGGAACGCGGCGAAGGCGAAGAUGCCCGACACCAUGCAACCGCGUGCGACCGAUGACUUCACCUAUGAGGUACUCGUAGAAGGGAACUCCAACGAAGCGCAGCCUGCGUUAUCUCCUGCAGACAUCAUCGCAAUGCGUCUUGACUAUCUGUCGCUCGUGGUAGCCUUCGCUCAGGCCGGUGGAGAACUGGGACCUGCUGCUCCUGGCCGCGUCGUGGAGCUGACGAAGAUGGUUUUGAAGGAUUCAAUCAUCAGUGCUGACCGCAUCGCCGCAUUCUUGACGGACUACAUGAAGGCAGUCCUGCUCCGGGACCCGACGCCGAGUCUGAAAGAAGCACUCGCGCUGCUCAAUGACUUCGUUCCACUCGUCAGCGCAUACAGUACCUCGGUCAACUUCUCCGGAGUGUUCGAUGUACUAGCGUCUCUGUGCGGCAACUCCGUUUUCGCCAACCAGCCACGGUUCGCCCAGGUAGUCGUGGCGGGAUAUUGCAGGGCUGGGUUAGAGGCUUGCGAAGCCGCUGCAUCGGAGAGCUGGCUCCUGUCUCUGCCGUCUCGCAUGAGCGUGAUCCGGCUCAUGAAUGCGGCUGUGACUCUGGUCGGUGCGGACGUCCUGGAGGAGCUGGCAAAGCACUCGCCUUCGUACGACUUCCUCACCGGCGUGAACGCGAGCGAACUCAGCGCAGGGAACCAAUGGACAGAGUCGUGGCACAGAGAGGCUCACUCGAGAGCAUGGGCCCGACUGCUCACGUAUAUCCUUUCAGCAUGCCAGAACCCGCACGUCCCACGAGAGCAGGCCGAAGAUCGGCGCAAAUCUUCGGAUAGCCGGCUCUCAGAAGCGAGCCCGAAGCCAGCGAUGUCGUUCACGAUCGCUCUGCAGAUCCUCAAGAUCAUCGUCGUCCGUGCGGAGGACGACUUGUCUUCGCUGAUGCCCACGUGUGAAUGGGAGCCCGACGUGGACAAUCCUUUCCUGCCAAGCAUAGCCUCGAGGUCUUGGUCUGGAUCUCAGCCUCGCUUGAUCGACUACCUGUAUGCGCGGGUUGUGCAGGAGAAAGUCGCGCUCCACGUCGUUGGGGCGAGCCCGAUGUCGGUCCGCCGGUUCUCCGUCUUCACGAAACCGCGACGGAGUAUGGUGAACGAGAGCGCGGUAUCUUCGGCAGCUUCGACCCCACGGCACUCUACCUUCCUCAACACCUCCCUGUCGCUUCCGACGUUUGACGAAUCAUACCUGCGCGCGUCGACCCCGCGGAAGGACGAAGGUUCGCGGCUGGCAGGCUACGCGCGUGAUGUGAGCCCGAUCUCUCCAUCCGGGCGCACCGGAAGAGAUUCGGGGCCCAGGAUCGUUCACCUUGGCCCGGUCACUCCGCUGUCGGUCUAUGGCGGGCUCCAUGCGAGGAGAGCCGCGUCGCCUAGCGGUGCGUCGCGCGGGAAGGCGGGGACUGCUCUCGACGCUGCGAAGGAGCGCACUGUGACGAGCGUCGUGCUGGUGCGCGCGACGUAUCGCCGGAUACGGUUGGCCCAGACUGUGCUCGGCUACUCCACGGUUCUGCCGCUUGGCGAGGGCGAAGAGGAAGACAUCAAUGAGAUGCAGGAGGUGAAAGACCUGAUGGAGGAGUUCCGUGAGGACUACGCGGGCGCAGGCGAUGACAGCCUUGUUAUGGUUGACGCGGAGGAACCGACCUCUCCGUCAAAAUGGUAGACACACUGGAUUAUAGGGAUCACUACGCACUACACUUCUAUUGUGCAUUUGCUAGGAUGUCGCAUGUCGCGCUAGAGUCGCUUUCGUAAGUAAUGUAGAACUAUGUAUAAGGUGUACAUCAUGUCGUAUAAUCAAGUGGUACUAGAUCGGACGCACAGUUGCACUAGGCUCGCGAACGACCCGUAUGUAGGUUGAUCAACAUUGUUACCAUUUUCAGACAUA